CGUGAUCAACGCGUGGUUCUUUUUUUAGCGGCAUUUUGUAACAGAUCUGCUGUCUUCACAAGAGAAAAAGAGGAUUUUUAAUUUUUUGAUUUAUAAAGCCUUUUUAACGACAUAUCAGAAAAAUGCCCAGAGAUAAAUUGACGAAGUUUCACAACAAGUUCAGCGAAGAAGCUGAAGAAGUGAUUACGAAAUUUUUUCCCGAGAAGGUAGCUGAAUUGGACGGCCUCCUUAAGUCUGGUCAAUUCAGUAUGACUAAGAUUCCUGAAGUUCAUAGUAAGUCCAUUAUUCCAAUAUCACACCCCAAAGAUGGCAAAUAUAAUGAUGUUGACAAGCAUACAAACAAGAAAAGGAAGCUAUCCCAUGGUGAAGAAAUUGAACAAAUGGCAGAACUGGUUGCUGUUGAUCUUGUUCCGUGUAACCAGUUUAUUCAGGAUUUAGUCAUAUUAUUGAAGCCGAACAUUCAAAUCCUCAUGGAAAAAUGCAACAUGAUCAAGAUGUGGAUCCAGCUUUUGAUUCCAAGAAUCGAAGAUGGAAACAAUUUUGGUGUCUCUAUACAAGAAGAAGCUCUUAGUGAGGUACAGAGAAUAGAAGGAGAAGCAGCUUCUUUCUUAGACCAGAUAGCACGAUAUUUUGUGACCAGAGGAAAAAUCAUAUCAAAAGUUGUCAAGUAUCCACAGCUUGAGGAUUAUAGACAUGCAGUCCAAGAACUUGAUGAAAAAGAAUUUAUUAGUUUGAGGCUGUGCUGCUGUGAACUGAGAAACCACUAUCUUAUUCUCCAUGACACCAUCACAAAGAAUAUGGAAAAGAUCAAAAAACCAAGAUCAAAUAAUGCAGAAACCCUCUAUUAAUAUAACCACCACGACUGAUACAACCGCUGUACAUGUACCUGAUCACUCCGUGACUCAAGAUAUGUCUUUUACUUUUACUUUACUUUUACUCAACUGGAAGCAUUUCCCAUAGAAAACAUUUGCCUCUCAUUGAGGUUCACUUGAUGUGAAGUGACUGUUUUCUCAGAUUUUUCAAAUGGUAACCAAGGUUUCUUAACAAACCCUAUGCAGCAAAACAUAACCUUUGGAAACCAGGGGACUCAACUGGCAAAAUAUCUAUAAAAAUAGCCAGUAUGUACAUGUAUGAUACAUGUGUCUAAUUAGCUAUUCCAAGGAUGAGGGUUAAAACUGGUUCUAGUUGGCAUUGCAGUGCAUUUUGGGGACUAAAUGGAACUCAUCUUAAAAAUGUCUGCUAAAAUAUCCCCAAAAUGCACUGUAAUGCCAAUUAGAACCAGUUUUCCCUCAUCCUCGGGAUAGUUAAUGAGACCUCUUGCAUAAAAUCCUAAUUAGGGAUUAUAAAAAAAAGAUGAAAAAAAUCAUUAAAAUAAAUAGCCUUUGAUGCACUCUGAUUUUUAGGGUUACCAUCACUUUUUGCCACAAAUUAUCGAUUCUCUGGUUAAUCAACAUUAGACCCAAGUCCCUAAGUGAAGCCCAAUCGUCAAAAUUGUUUUCUUUUUAUAGCAUGACACAGUGUAUACCAUGUCUCAUGCAAUCUUUUUAUGUCACACCUAAAAUAUGAGGUGCAAAAGUAUUGAUGCCAAUUGCUUAUCCAAGCUUCAUAAAUCAUAUUACUUUUUAACUUAUUAACUAUGUUUAUUUGUCAUUCCGAAGUCCAAAGGAAGACUGGUAACGACAUCGUGUUGCAAAGAAUUGUGGGAUUGAGUGAAUACGGGAGGUGGCGGAGCUUCUUGAUCGCUUCACCACAUUAUGCCCCACAAUGCUAUGUAACAAGAAGUCGUUACAAUUCGAUUGUGGACUUCGGAAUGAAAGCUCCAUAGAAUAGCUAGAAUUCUCCAGUGAGAUCCAAGUACAGCUAGCAUUCAAUAUUUAAGCAUUAUGUCUAUUUUUUAACACUAGUUGCUUUUGAUUAUUUUCAAUUUUUAUUUAAUUAUUUUCAAUUUUUUGAAACCGUUUAACGUCAUAACAUUAUAUACUGGCCAAAAUUGCUGUAUUAUUGGUACGUUCAACCGGGAAGAUAGCUUAGCAGAAACCCUUUUAGCACUAGUAUAUUAGCCCGACACUGAAUAACUGGGCAAUUGACGAUAAAAUGUCAAAAAAUUAAUUAGAAAUAA
Actinia tenebrosa (Australian red waratah sea anemone) is the source of this 2119-nucleotide messenger RNA. Its product is annotated as proteasome activator complex subunit 3. Gene Ontology annotation, biological process: positive regulation of endopeptidase activity; regulation of proteasomal protein catabolic process; regulation of G1/S transition of mitotic cell cycle. Gene Ontology annotation, cellular component: proteasome activator complex; cytoplasm; nucleoplasm. Gene Ontology annotation, molecular function: endopeptidase activator activity. Lineage: Eukaryota; Metazoa; Cnidaria; Anthozoa; Actiniaria; Actiniidae. The record is from RefSeq and is a predicted model, not a curated record.